UCCCCCUGCCCUGUCCCAGCGCCUCCUGGGACACCAACACCCACCAUGGUCCCCUCCUCCCCAUUGUGGUCCAUCACUGUCCCCUCCUCUCCGUCACCAUCCCAGCCCCUCCUGGGACACCGUCCCCCAUGGUCCCCUCCUCUCCAUCGUGGUCCAUCACCAGCCCCCAUUCUCCAUCACAGUCCCCUCCUCUCCAUCACAGUCCCUCCUGGGACCCCGUUCUCCGUCAUGGUCCUCUCUUCUCCAUCAUGGUCCCCCACUGUCCAUCACCAUCCCCCCUAGGACCCUGUUCUCCCAUAGUGGUCCCCUCCUCUCCAUCAUGGUCCAUUACAGUCCCCUCCUCUCCAUCACUGUUCCUCCUGGGGCCCCAUUCUCCAUCAUGGUCCCCCCUAGGCCACCGUCAUCCAUCACAGUCCCUCCUGUGACACCGAUCUCCUUUGUGGUCCCCUCUUCUCCAUCACGAUCCCUCCUGGGACCCCGUUGUCCAUCAUGGUCCCCUCUUGUCCAUCACCAUCCCUCCUGGGACCCUGUUCUCCAUCACGGUCCCCUCUUGUCCAUCACCAUCCCUUCUUGUCCAUCAUGGUCCCUCCUGGGACCGCUCUUGUCCAUCACGGUCCCUUCCUCUCCAUCACGGUCCCUCCUGGGACCCUGUUAUCCAUUGCCGUCCCUUGUUUUCCAUCACGGUCCCCUCCUCUCCAUCGCUGUCCCCUCUCGUCCAUCACCAUCCCUCCUGGGACCCCGUUCUCCAUCAUGGUCCCCUCUUGUCCAUCACCAUCCCUUCUUGUCCAGCACGGUCCCUCCUGGGACCCCUCUUGUCCAUCACGGUCCCUCCUGGGACCGCUCUUGUCCAUCACGGUCCCCUCUUGUCCAUCACCAUCCCUUCUUGUCCAGCACGGUCCCUCCUGGGACCCCUCUUGUCCAUCACGGUCCCUCCUGGGACCGCUCUUGUCCAUCACGGUCCCCUCUUGUCCAUCACCAUCCCUUCUUGUCCAGCACGGUCCCUCCUGGGACCCCUCUUGUCCAUCACGGUCCCUCCUGGGACCGCUCUUGUCCAUCACGGUCCCCUCUUGUCCAUCACCAUCCCUUCUUGUCCAGCACGGUCCCUCCUGGGACCCCUCUUGUCCAUCACGGUCCCUCCUGGGACCGCUCUUGUCCAUCACGGUCCCCUCUUGUCCAUCACCAUCCCUUCUUGUCCAGCACGGUCCCUCCUGGGACCCCUCUUGUCCAUCACGGUCCCUCCUGGGACCGCUCUUGUCCAUCACGGUCCCCUCUUGUCCAUCACCAUCCCUUCUUGUCACCAACACCCACCAUGGACCCUGUUCUCCCAUAG
Molecule: messenger RNA, 1330 nt
Organism: Egretta garzetta (little egret)
Lineage: Eukaryota; Metazoa; Chordata; Aves; Pelecaniformes; Ardeidae
Product: proline-rich extensin-like protein EPR1
Exons: 3
Coding region: 320-1330 (336 amino acids)
Source: RefSeq, a predicted model, not a curated record